AUGAAAAUUCAUGCGCUCAUUCCCAUGAGAACGACUCGUUUUCCAGUGAUCGAGUGCAUUUCAUUACAAGUUUGUCAAGUUGAGGAUUGAAAGAUUGUUUUUUUUUAAUGAAAUUGUGAAAGGCUUUGCGGUGGUGAUUCAGGUGUCGGGAUUUAGCAGGGGAGGGAUUUGACGGGGAUUUUUCGAGGCUGGGGAUAACAGGGGACGAAUGUUGUUUGUCGCUCGUCAGAGAGACAUUUUUUUUUCGCUUGUCUCUGCAGGCGGUUAUCUCCGAGCAUCUGGAAUUUCAUGAAGAUCGUGACAGUUGGAGCUAAAUAAUUUGAGUAACAAGAGGCAUUAUGAAGUCUUCAAGGAGGAUAAAUAGAGGAGGAGCAGUGCGUAGAAUCAGUAGAGUAAUUAGACAAUGUCUUGGCUGUAAUCUAUCGUUUCCCAGUUGCUUGGGAUAUCCGCAGGACAGCGAGGAACUAAUUCCAAAAAUGGCACGAGAGCCCAUUAUUCUCAAUGUUUACGACAUGUACUGGAUCAAUGAGUAUACUACACCAAUCGGACUCGGCGUCUUCCAUUCAGGAGUUGAGAUUUACGGAGUCGAAUACGCAUAUGGUGGCCACACCCUUCCAAUAUCGGGAAUUUUUGAGAUAUCUCCAAGAGAUGCUGAGGAGCUCGGAGAACAAUUCAGAUUUAGACAAUCUGUGCACAUUGGGUACACAGAUUUCACAGAAGAAGACGUGACGAGAAUUGUCUCGGAAUUGGGAAAAGAUUUUCGAGGUGACAGGUACCAUCUGAUGAACAAAAAUUGCAACCACUUCAGUGGCCAACUGACACAGAUUCUGUGUGGACAAGAGAUACCAGGGUGGGUAAAUCGAUUGGCAUACUUCAGUUCCUGUGUUCCAUUCCUCCAACGCUGCCUACCAAAAGAGUGGCUGACGCCAGAUGCCCUGACUCAUUCCCUGAGUCAUGUCAGCCAUCACGAAAGUACUCCACCGUCUGAGAAUUCAUUGUAACAUUUAGCACACGAGGGUGGUGGCAGCCAGUGUAACAUUUUGAAAUGUCGCAGGAGUCGUACGUUCUAAAUUAAUCGUAAUUCAAUUUAAUCAUUGAAAAUUACUUGGGGAUGAUUGAAAAAUCGUUAAAUAGUUCAUUCAAACAGCAGAUUAGUCUCCUGAGGCUCAAAAUGUGUCAAAUCACUGAACCAUCGUCGAGAAGUUCGAAGUCAUUCGAGGGCAGCAUUAAAAAAAACAAAAAACGUAGGGUGGAAAAUCAUUGAGUCGACAGAACUAGAUCUCUUCUUUAUCAAAUUUCAUCACUGGUGGUAUCAAUUUUUUUCAUCCACAAGCAUAUUUCUCUGACACUUUUCUCGAAAUACAGUGGAAACAAAUUUUAAGCUAUAAAUUUUUGGAGAAUUUGUUCAGGAAAAUUCUCUGUCGGGAAUUUCCUGUAAUGGAAAGGAAGUUUCAAAAAAAUUCGGGAGAAGAUUCUUUUUGUGAGAAAUUGAAGUUAUCAGCGUAAAAUUGUCUUUCCUCCAAAAAUUUGUAGAGAUCAUUUUCCAAACAUUCUUCAAAGCAAAAAAAUUAUUUAAAAAUUACCGGAAGACGGUUUUCCAUAGAAUUUUGGUCUUGAUGUAAUUAGUACAAAAGUGAUCGUCGACUCCAUUAAUUGACUCCCUGAAAAAUUGAAGAAAUCCAGAGAAAUACCCGGAGUGAAAUGCCUUCACAGUGCAACUGCAAUUAAAUUAAUGAAAAAUAUCUGUUGAUCAGUCAAAGUUUAAUAGAUAAACGAUGUAAUUAAUGCCUACAAAUUAAAGUGAUUAGGAGACUGAGAUUCGUGUAGCCAUCCGGGUAUUGACACGAUAUGAAGGUAAUGAAUUAAUUGGCUUCCGUAUUGUUACGAGUUAGCAGAAAUUGAGAACUAAUUCGUCUCUCUUGGUAAAAAAAAAUAACAUUAAUAUUUGCUUUAACUGAAUAACCCACUUAAUUAUUGUGAGCGAGUAAAUUAAUCACAAUGAGUUAAUCGUGAACUAAUUCACGCGUCCACUACUUUAAAUGAAAAAAAAAAUAAAGAGGAUAAAUAAAAAAUAUUUGGCAAGAUAUAAUGGAACAUUUCUGUGAUGAGGUGAGAGAACGUCAGUCUUUGACACGAUUGAAAAAACAAGUCGUUACUUAUCAGUUAAACUAUUAUUUUCAGUGAGAGCAACGAGGAGAUGAACAAAUAAAUAGGAUUAUAUUCUAUAAAUUUCGAUAAUUUUAAUAAGACUACAUUCUAGUUGUGACGUAACGAGAGAAUGCAAAAUUUUUGCUCGUUUCCUCAAUUUGUAAUAUUCCACAAUAUAUUUCUGCACAAUUAAUGGAUUUCAUUGUCAUCAUAAUUAACUCAACGAGUUUAGUCUCAGCUGCAUUUAAUUCCUUUAAGUCUUUAAUUUGAUGCAUGACACACACACCAUACAGUUAAGUAACAAUAAAAGAAGAAGUUUAUUGUGAAAUGGUGAAUUAUCGGAGACGAAUGGAAUUCAGUGAAUUGAUAGUGAAGUGGCGAAUGAUCAAUAAAAUUUAAUGCUUUGUUAAUUGCGCAAAUAUUCCAUAAGCGAGACAUAUUUUCAUCAUAAAAAUUGGUUGAAGAAAAAGUAAUUAUCCUUUUUUAAUGGGAAUUACUCAUAGAUAAAAGGAUUCUAUAUCCAUCGACUUGUAAAUAAUUGAAGUACCAGAUUUUGCCACUUCACUACUGAUAUUUUUCAUCAAAACAAAUAAAAAGAUUUAAUAACUGAUUUAAUGGAUUGGCACCUCUGGAAUUUUUUGAGAAAUUAGCGCUUCAAUUCGUCUCCAGUUACCAUUUCCAUUAUAAAUGACAGGCACUCCGUUUGAAGAUCGUUGUCGGAAAGAUGAUGUUACUUGUUACAGAAAGAAAAAAAACCUAGUGAAAUUUAAAUUAAGAAUGAAUGAUAAUGCAUGUUGUAUAGAAAUCAUUUUUCGAUGAUUAAUUAACAAUGAAUCGCCAUAAAACAUCAAGAUUAUAAACAAUUGUGUUUACUUCUCCUUGGUCCAACAUAUUAUUUACUCACUCAAACUUUCACUGUUCUUUUAUGUUUUAUUAAUGUCUUAUUAUCUCGAUCGCCACUCAAUAAAAUGUGCGCACAUUUUUCAACUUCAUUUCGAGUUUGAAUGUUUCCAUUAUUUAUAAUAUUUUUGUAUUUGUGGAUGGUGUGAGGAUUUCAUGAAAUAAUUUUGUUAUAAUCGAUUGGAAUCGGCACAUAAUAAGGAAAUCCCUAUUUUUAUUCGUUUCUGGUUAAAUAUGAAUGCUUUUCCGUGAUAAUUAGACAAAAUUCGAUAAUUUCGAAUGAAAUUUGACAAAAUAUGUCAAUCGGUAGAAAGAUUUUUCUUCAGCAGUUCAUGAAAUAGUCACGACAUCCUCAAACAAAUCAGUAUAGUUCGAUAUUUUUAUCGUUUAGAUGGUAAAUCGUUAAGGACACUAGAGAUUUGUAUGAGUGAGAGUAUUUCUGAAGCACUUAUUGCAGGAUAAUUAAUUGAGAUUGAAUGAAUUAUAUCAUAUUUGAAUAUGGUAAAACGAGAGAAAUAGUAGAUUUCAUCCGUAGAUCAGUUUCUUUUUUAUUUUUUUCUUUUUUAGAGCUUUUCUUUUCAAUAAUCUGUAGCGAUGUGGAAGUGAUUUGUUACGAUUGUAUAUCAACCUGACGAAGGUAUAGUAAUAAAAGAUAAAAAUCGAAA
Messenger RNA from Fopius arisanus, 3713 nucleotides. RefSeq names its product desumoylating isopeptidase 2. NCBI's taxonomy places the organism in Eukaryota, Metazoa, Arthropoda, Insecta, Hymenoptera, Braconidae. Gene Ontology annotation, biological process: protein deubiquitination. The record is from RefSeq and is a predicted model, not a curated record. Gene Ontology annotation, molecular function: deubiquitinase activity. Bases 339 to 1001 code for a protein of 220 amino acids. The transcript has 7 exons.